Diorhabda carinulata is the source of this 8852-nucleotide messenger RNA. RefSeq names its product CAD protein (gene rudimentary). The transcript is spliced from 16 exons. Gene Ontology annotation, biological process: L-glutamine metabolic process; UTP biosynthetic process; L-arginine biosynthetic process. Gene Ontology annotation, molecular function: aspartate carbamoyltransferase activity; carbamoyl-phosphate synthase (glutamine-hydrolyzing) activity; dihydroorotase activity. The coding region runs from base 167 to 6862 and encodes 2231 amino acids. The record is from RefSeq and is a predicted model, not a curated record. Lineage: Eukaryota; Metazoa; Arthropoda; Insecta; Coleoptera; Chrysomelidae. Gene Ontology annotation, cellular component: carbamoyl-phosphate synthase complex; cytosol; cytoplasm.
UUCCACAACUUCCAUUUCGGGACAUGCUGUAUACAUAAACUUUAUUGUAGAUAAAUAAUUCCCAAACACAGCCAGUCAACAAUUGACUGCAUGUGUUCGUCGUUUCAGUACCGGCUUGCGGGAUUUGUUUUAUAAAAAUUAUCCAAUUUCCAAGUUUUUCGAGAAAAUGGCUGAUCGUGAAAACUCUGUUCCGUGUUUUUUAGUGUUGGAAGACGGUACAAUUCUACCAGGAGAAUCAUUUGGCGCUCAGACACCCGUAGAAGGGGAAGUAGUUUUCCAAACUGGUAUGGUAGGAUAUCCGGAAUCACUGACAGAUCCCAGUUACCAUUCACAGAUUUUGAUUCUUACUUAUCCUUUCAUUGGAAAUUACGGAGUUCCCGAAGAGAAGAAAGAUGAAAAUGGUUUACCAUAUUUUUUCGAAUCACAUCGUAUAUGGGUAUCAGCAUUGGUUGUUGGAGAACAUUGUGACUCUCCGAGUCAUUGGCGUAGCAAAAAAACAUUAUCAGAAUGGAUGAAAGAACAAAAUGUACCUGGAAUUCAAGGUGUGGAUACAAGACAGCUUACUAAAAAAAUUCGUGAAAAAGGUACAAUACUAGGAAAAAUUGUAUUCACUUUAUCAAUACCAGAUGACCCUUGCAAAAUUAAAGAUCCUAAUACGAGAAAUUUGGUUGCAGAAGUUUCUGUUAAGAAACCGAUAACUUACAACAUUAAAGGUUCUCCAAGAAUAUGUGUAGUAGAUUGUGGAUUAAAAUAUAAUCAAAUUAGAUGUUUUCUCAAUAGAGGCGCUAGAGUUGAUGUUGUGCCUUGGAAUCACAAAUUUAAUAUUGAUGAAUACGACGGACUUUUUCUGAGUAACGGACCAGGAAAUCCACAAAUGUGUCUGGAAACAAUAGAAAAUAUAAAAAAUGUCUUAAGACGAACUGAUAAGAUCAAACCAAUCUUUGGUAUAUGUUUGGGGCACCAGCUUCUCUCAAUAGCUAUUGGAUGUACUAGCUACAAAAUGAAGUACGGAAAUAGAGGUCAUAACCAACCAUGUAUUCACCACGAUACUGGCAGGUGUUACAUGACAUCUCAAAACCACGGUUUCGCAAUUGAUACGACAUCUCUGCCUUCGAAUUGGGAAGCUCUGUUCACAAAUGCAAACGACAAAACUAAUGAAGGUAUUGUACAUAAAACCUUGCCGUUCUUCAGUGUGCAGUUUCAUCCAGAACAUAUGGCAGGUCCCCAAGAUCUUGAAAAUCUAUUUGAGGUGUUUCUAGAAGCCAUUAAGAAAGGAACUACUUGUAAUCUUAAACAACUGAUGACCGAUAUUUUGAGAUAUAAAAUUGAACAGGAUCAAUCCACCACACCAACAAUUAAAAAAGUUCUCAUCAUAGGCUCAGGUGGACUUUCCAUUGGACAAGCAGGAGAAUUUGACUAUUCAGGUUCUCAGGCUAUUAAAGCUCUAAAAGAAGCAAACAUACAAACAGUUCUUAUAAAUCCGAAUAUUGCUACUGUUCAAACCUCAAAGGGUUUAGCCGACAAAGUAUAUUUCUUACCUUUAGUAGCGGAAUAUGUGGAACAAGUUAUAUGUUCUGAAAGACCUAGCGGAGUUCUACUUACAUUCGGCGGUCAGACCGGGUUAAACUGCGGAAUAGAACUACAAUAUCGCGGAGUUUUCGACAAAUAUAAUUGCAAAAUUUUAGGCACACCUAUACAAGCUAUAAUAGACACCGAGGAUCGUAAAGUUUUCAGUCAAAGAAUAGGAGAAAUCGGGGAACAAGUUGCUCCUAGUAUGGCAGCUCAUUCCGUACAAGAAGCUUUAGAUGCAGCAAAUCAACUAGGUUAUCCCGUAAUGGCUAGAGCGGCAUUUUCUUUGGGCGGCUUAGGAUCAGGAUUCGCCAACAACAAAGACGAAUUGAAAACAUUAGCUCUACAAGCUCUAGCUCAUUCCAACCAACUUAUUAUCGAUAAAUCGUUAAAGGGAUGGAAAGAAGUAGAAUAUGAAGUAGUCAGGGAUGCUUUUGAUAAUUGUAUAACAGUAUGUAAUAUGGAGAAUGUUGACCCCUUAGGUAUUCACACUGGAGAGUCAAUAGUAGUAGCACCCAGUCAAACUCUAUCCAAUAAGGAAUACAACAUGCUUAGGACAACAGCUAUCAAGGUUAUCAGACAUUUUGGAAUUGUAGGAGAAUGUAACAUCCAAUACGCUUUAAACCCCAAUUCCGAAGAAUAUUACAUUAUCGAAGUAAAUGCUAGACUAUCGAGAAGUUCUGCCUUAGCUAGUAAAGCUACGGGAUAUCCUCUAGCAUAUGUAGCUGCAAAACUAGCUUUAGGUGUAUCAUUACCAGAAAUUAACAAUUCAGUCACCGGAGUAACAACCGCUUGUUUCGAACCGAGCUUGGAUUAUUGCGUUGUAAAAAUACCAAGAUGGGAUCUUCACAAGUUCAGUAGAGUCAGUAGUAAAAUAGGGAGUUCCAUGAAGAGCGUCGGAGAAGUAAUGUCGAUCGGAAGAAAAUUCGAGGAAGCUUUCCAAAAAGCUUUACGGAUGGUAGACGAAAACGUUUCCGGAUUCGAUCCUUAUUUGAAACCGGUAAACGACGAAGAAUUAAAAGAACCAACUGAUAAGAGGAUGUUCGUUCUAGCGGCGGCUUUAAAAAACAAUUACACCAUCGAAAAAUUAUACGAUCUCACCAAAAUCGACAGAUGGUUUUUGCAAAAAAUGAAAAAUAUAAUCGAUUAUAUGAUUCUUUUGGAGACUUUCGAUCAACACAGCUUACCGAAUAAAGUCCUGCUUAUCGCUAAACAGAUGGGUUUUUCGGAUAAACAGAUAGCUAUCGCCGUUAAAAGUACGGAAUUAGCUGUACGAAUGCAACGGGAAGAAUUCGGAGUAAUGCCCUUCGUGAAACAAAUAGAUACGGUUGCAGCAGAAUGGCCUGCCACGACGAAUUAUUUGUACUUAACGUACAAUGCUUCUGAACACGAUUUGAGUUUCGAAGAUGAACACGUUAUGGUACUAGGAUCCGGAGUUUAUAGAAUAGGUAGUUCCGUUGAAUUCGAUUCGUGCGCUGUGGGUUGCCUAAGAGAAUUAAGAAGAUUGAAUAAGAAAACUAUAAUGGUUAAUUAUAAUCCAGAAACUGUUAGUACCGAUUACGAUAUGUCGGAUAGGUUGUACUUCGAAGAAAUAUCAUUCGAAACUGUCAUGGAUAUUUACAAUAUAGAAAAUCCUAGCGGUAUUAUACUAUCAAUGGGAGGUCAGUUACCGAAUAACAUUGCCAUGGAUUUACAUAGGCAACAGACUCGUAUUUUAGGCACGUCUCCGGAUUCAAUCGAUGGAGCAGAAAAUAGAUUCAAGUUUUCACGUAUGUUGGAUAGAAUUGGAAUUAUGCAGCCGCAUUGGAAAGAAUUAACUAACCUCAAAUCCGCCAUUGAGUUUUGCGAGGAAGUCGGAUAUCCCUGUUUAGUUCGACCUUCGUACGUCCUAAGCGGAGCGGCUAUGAACGUUGCCCAUUCGAAUCAAGAUCUAGAAACUUACCUAAACGCUGCUAGUGACGUUAGUAAAGAACACCCUGUCGUAAUAUCGAAAUUUUUAUUGGAAAGUAAAGAAAUAGACGUCGAUGCGGUAGCUUGUGACGGCGUUAUACUCUGUAUGGCCGUAUCGGAACACGUCGAAAACGCCGGAGUACAUUCCGGUGAUGCCACUCUCGUAACACCCCCUCAAGAUAUAAAUAGUGAGACGUUAGCUAAAAUUAAAUACAUUGUUAAAUCUAUAGCGGCGUCUUUAGAAGUGACAGGACCUUUUAACAUGCAACUAAUAGCAAAAGAUAACGAUCUUAAAGUGAUCGAAUGUAAUGUAAGAGUUUCCAGAUCGUUUCCGUUCGUUUCUAAAACGUUAAAUCACGAUUUUGUCGCUAUGGCGACGAGAGUUAUAGUUGGAGAAGAAGUCGAACCUGUGGAUAUACUUUCCGGUUGCGGUAGAGUCGGAGUGAAAGUACCCCAAUUCUCUUUUUCGAGAUUGGCCGGAGCCGAUUUUAUGCUCGGCGUUGAAAUGGCUUCUACGGGAGAAGUAGCUUGCUUCGGAGAUAACAGAUACGAGGCCUACUUGAAAGCUUUGAUGAGUACCGGAUUCAACAUUCCAAAAAAAUCAAUUUUACUCUCGAUUGGAACUUACAAACACAAAGCGGAGUUUUUGCCGAGCAUGAGAUCGUUACAAAAAAUGGGAUACAAAUUAUAUGCUAGUUUAGGAACUGCUGAUUUUUACACUGAACACGGAGUGAAGGUUGAAUCGGUGCAAUGGACGUUCGAUUCUAUAGAUGACAGCAUAUGUCAGGGAGAGCUGAAACCUUUGGCCGAAUUUCUAUCUAAAAAACAAUUCGAUCUUGUUAUAAAUCUUCCUAUGAGAAACGGAGGUGCUAGGCGAGUAUCGUCAUUUAUGACUCACGGUUAUCGAACCAGAAGAUUAGCCAUAGAUUAUUCCAUUCCAUUAAUUACUGAUGUGAAAUGUGCCAAAUUACUUGUAGAGGCUCUUCGAAUAAUAGGAAAAGCUCCACCGAUGAAAACUCAUACAGAUUGCAUUAGUUCACGUAACAUAAUUAAAUUACCCGGUUUCAUAGAUACCCACGUACACGUCAGGGAACCUGGAGCUACUCAUAAAGAAGAUUAUCAGUCGUGUACUGCAGCAGCUUUAGCAGGAGGAAUUACCCUUAUUUGUGCUAUGCCUAAUACCAAUCCUGCCAUCAUUGAUGAGGAAUCAUUUGCUUUGGUUAAGAAACUAGCGAAAGAAGGUGCUAGAUGCGAUUAUGCUCUUUUCGUCGGUGCUUCAUCCGACAACACUUCUGCAAUCUCCGAAUUAGCCGCCGAAGCAGCGGGCCUAAAAAUGUACCUCAAUGAAACAUUUACUACCCUUCGUCUCAAUGACCUGGAAGUUUGGUCUAAACAUUUAGCAAACUGGCCGAAACGUGCUCCGUUAUGUGUACAUGCCGAGUCUCAAACUACUGCAGCUAUAAUAUUGUUGGCGAGCUUACAAAACAGACCUAUUCACAUAUGUCACGUGGCCAGGAAGGAAGAGGUACUUAUAAUUAAAGCAGCAAAGGAAAAGGGAUUGAAAAUAACGUGUGAAGUCUGUCCGCAUCAUUUGUUUUUAUCGACCAACGAUAUCGAUCGAAUAGGAGCGACAAAAAGUCAGGUUAGACCAGUUUUGGUGUCUCCAGAAGACCAACAAGCACUUUGGGAUAACCUCCACGUCAUCGACUGCUUUGCAACAGAUCACGCUCCGCACACCAUUGAGGAGAAACUAAGUAAAACACCUCCGCCAGGUUUUCCGGGCUUGGAAACUAUCUUACCACUUUUACUUAACGCCGUCAACGAAGGUAGAAUGACCUUAGACGAUCUCAUAAAUAAAUUCCAUAAGAAUCCUAAGAAAAUUUUCAAUCUUCCCGAUCAACCAAACACGUACGUCGAAGUGGAUAUGGAAGAAGAAUGGGUUAUUCCUGAUAGUAUGACUUACAGCAAAUCUAAAUGGACACCGUUUGCUGGUAAAAAGGUGAAAGGUGCUGUACAUAGAGUCGUCCUUCGCGGGGAAGUAGCCUAUGUAGAAGGACAAAUAUUAGUUCAACCUGGUUUUGGACAAAAUGUACGUGAUUGGGAGAAACGUCUCUAUGUAACUUCAGUAGAAAUGAGUCGACCAUCAUCAAUUUUAGCUCUCGAUCGACCAUUGUCUCCUUAUUUAUUCAACAAUAGCAGCGAUUACGAAAAUGAUGGACAGACUAAUGAGAUAUUUUCCAAACUACUAUCAACUGAAGGAAAAGUUCAUUUUGCAAAUGAACCUCACACUCUAGAUAGAUUGCUAUCUCCCAUACCACCAAGAAUACGUACAGAAAGUUUCUCUGCCACUGGUGAUAAGAAACUUAAACCUGAAGGAUUAACAGAUCAGUCACAAAUUCAUCAUUAUUCCCAACAUAAUCCGCUCCACAACAAACACAUUUUGAGCGUUGAUACAUUUACUAAAGAUCAACUUAACGACAUAUUCAAUUUGGCACAAACUUUCAGAGUUUAUGUCGGAAAAGAUAGACCUUUAGAUCAAAUUUUAAGAGGAAAAAUUAUGGCUUCCAUUUUCUAUGAAGUUAGUACUAGAACUAGUUGUAGUUUCUCUGCAGCUAUGCAAAGACUUGGCGGCAGAGUAAUUUACAUGGACGAAACAAGUUCAUCUGUAAAAAAAGGUGAAACAUUAGAAGAUUCCAUCGCAGUAAUGGCAGGUUAUGCUGAUGUAGUGGUUUUAAGACAUCCUGUUCCUGGUUCGGUACUUAAAGCUUCGCAUCAUUGUAGAAAACCUCUCAUAAAUGCAGGAGAUGGUGUUGGUGAACAUCCAAGUCAAGCCCUUUUAGAUAUUUUCACAAUUAGAGAAGAAAUUGGUACUGUUAACGGUCUAACUAUUACCCUUGUUGGAGAUUUGAAAAACGGUAGAACCGUUCAUUCUUUGGCUAGACUUUUAACUCUAUACAACGUACAGUUAAGAUAUGUCAGUCCUCCAAGCUUGAAGAUGCCGGAUCACAUUACAUCAUUUGUCAAGUCUAAAGGAAUCAGCCAACAGGAAUACAAUAGUCUGGAAGAAGUUUUGCCUGAAACUGAUGUUUUAUAUAUGACGAGAAUACAAAAAGAAAGAUUUACCAGCGAAGAAGAAUAUGAGAAGGUUUGUGGACAAUUCGUGGUAACUCCAAAAUUAAUGACGAGAGCUAAAAGGAAAAUGGUAGUUCUUCAUCCACUUCCCAGGGUGUUCGAAAUAAGUCCAGAAUUCGAUACUGAUCCCAGAGCAGCUUAUUUCCGGCAAGCUGAAUGUGGAAUGUACGUGAGAAUGGCUCUACUUGCUAUAGUUUUAGGAAAAUGCUGAUACGGAUCAUUCCUAUCUAUUAUUUAAUUUUGAUUCAUUCCAUUUUUAUACCAACUUUUUUAUUUAUAUAAAGAAACACAAGAUCGAAAUCUUAACUAUCUCAUUCUACUUUUUUAUUUCAAGAAUUCUUGUUAGAACUUAAUUUUAUAGUAGGGUACAUGGAAGAACUCAAAUACGCCUGAAAUUUCAACAUUUAUUUUGCCUAACCCAAAACUAAAUAAAAAUGUUUUAUAGUUAAGCACGCUUAUGCAAAACACUCAUUAUGUUUAUGAAAUUAUUGGAAAAAAAUACAAAACAGCGUAUUUACAAAAAUUCAAAACAUCCUGUUACAAAUUUUUUUUCCUAAAAUAAAACAAAUUCACUUCGUUUCAAUAUUCUGUUUUAUCAACAUGUGGUAUCAACAUGUAUACCACUGACAGUUCAAUCAACAUUUUCACAUGAAUGUAAUGAUUUUUUUGUAGUUUCUUUUUCUUUGUUCCAAAAGUACUUCUGGGAGGGAAUUGCUUAAUUUUUUUCAAUACACUUUUGUUUUUUGAGCAUCUCGUAAAAUUCAUCACAAGAACGAUCGAAAUUCACUCGUACCAUCAACAUAGAUCUUACCGUUUCGAUCUUUAGACGACAUUUUUCGAAAGUACCAAGUAACAGUUUUUACUUAUUUUAUAAAACUUAAAUAAUUCAAAUUCUCGUAUUACUGGUAAAAAAAUGGGACUUUUCGUAAUCCAACGGGACAACUUCAAAAGCCUAAAGUUACAGGACUAUCUCGUUUAAAACGGAACGUAUGGCCAGCAUAUACAUAAACAAAAAUAUUUUUCUUUGGAUUCUGGAGAAAUAGAAAAAUAUAUGAAAACUUGAGCAACUUUUAAAUAACAAAAUACCAUGACGAAUAUUACGCACAAUCUCUCUCUAUUCUAAUUGAAACAGUUCCUUUAUUUCUGUGUUGAAUCAAAUAUUAUUGAAUAACUAAUAACUUUAUGAUUAAUUUGUAAAGAAAUAAUUUUAUAUCAUUGCCAUGUAAUUUUUUUCAUUCAUUUCAAUAAAAAAGAUUAUACUUUUCUUAUAAUGUCUUAAGUUCGAAUAUUUAAUUUUCACUUUUGACAGGCUAUUCAAAUCUCUUUUAAAUAUACUCAGGGUGCAUUCCACUAAGCACUCACGACAAUCACGUUCACGAUCUUUAUACCGUUCCACUUAGUCCAGAGUCCAGUAAACCAAAGCUAAUGCCUUACGAGACGUUUUGACCAUUGAGCUAAAUAUUAACUAAUGACAAAACAGAAAAAAAUAAUGUGAAAGCUUAUGAUUAUGUUAUAAUUUGUAAAUUAUUGAAUGUUUUAGUUUAAUGCUUAAUUGAUAUACAUUGAAGUAAAAUCAAAAUAUUUUCGGCGGCGAUAGUAAAAUAUUUAGUGGUGAGUCACAAGAAUACUUCAAAAGUACCGCAUCAAAUAAUGAGAUAGAUUCUCAUGACUGCAAUCUGCGUUGCUUGAGUUUUGAAAAUUCCGCUAAUUCUUUCAACGCUCGCUUCGACCCACCUCUUUACAAGGGUCGUCGUGAAUGUUCUCGCCGCCACCACCACGAUCGUAGUCGCUAUGUGGAACAUCCAAGACAGUAUUUCAUGCGCUAUGAAUGCUUAUUAGUGGAAUGCACUGUCAGUGACAUCAAAUCUGCACAGUUGCCACUGUUUAGAAUGUGAUUUCCCCGAGGUUUGUUUUCAAUUAAACUAGGAAUAUUCAAAUUUUGUUUAGUCGCUGCUAUGAUCACUACAAAUAUCCAAAUUGCAAAUAGAUAGAAAUUUCCACUGGUAUAUGAGCUUUGUUUUUAAUUAAACCAGGUGUAUGUACAUUUUGUUCAGUGACUGCUAGUGCCGCUACAAAUUUUAAAUUUAAUGAAAAAACUAUUUUUGUUUAUACGGUUAUCCCAGAAAGUAGUUCAUUUAGACAUAGGAAUAUUUUAUAAAAAUGGAAAUCAUUAUAAAUAUAGUUUUUAACAUAAAGCAGAA